Molecule: messenger RNA, 1097 nt
Organism: Dalotia coriaria
Lineage: Eukaryota; Metazoa; Arthropoda; Insecta; Coleoptera; Staphylinidae
Product: ATP synthase subunit b, mitochondrial-like
Exons: 2
Coding region: 1-1014 (337 amino acids)
Biological process (GO): proton motive force-driven ATP synthesis
Molecular function (GO): proton-transporting ATP synthase activity, rotational mechanism
Source: RefSeq, a predicted model, not a curated record
AUGAUCCAAAGUAAAAUAUCCCAGCAUUUAAUUCGACGUUUGAAGCCACUUUGCUAUACAAAAAAUUACUGCAAAGAUAAAAAGGAGUUCCCAAAUGUGCAAUCCACAACACCGCCUACAACAGAAGAAAAAAAAAACGCAAUCUUACCGAAUUAUCAAAACCCCUCCAAAACCGGAGAUAGUAGCAGAAAAAGAAAAACUGAACAAGAUGGCAAAACAGAAAAAGUAAAAGAAGCCUUACGCCGAGAAUUAAUACAAACAUUCACUACAAAACCACCUGAGACGGAUAAGAAAGGAAAAUCAGGUGAUAAUAAUGAACCACCAGAUCAAAUCACUUCUGGUUCCAAUCAACCACCUGGAGGCGAUCCAGCUACACUUAUCCCAAGAGUAACACGACUUGAACCAGAAAGAGUGUUCUUCUGCCUGAUCCCGUACACAUGGAUUAAAUUCUUCAAUGAAAAAACAGGUGUAACUGGUUUCUGGACGUUUAUGUUCACUUACGGUACUUACCUGCUAAGCAAAGAGAAACUCAUCAUGGAACACGAGUACUACGGCGGGUUGAGUAUGAUUGUAUUAUCCUAUCUAGCAGUAGUUUACGUCGGGCCCAGUAUCGCAGAAGGAUUAGACAAGGAAGUCGACGCAGUUGAAAACAGUUUCAAACAGGUUCGAAUCGACCAGCAGAAGAAUAUUGAAGAUGAUAUUCAACGAGAGAAGUGGUUACAGGUGUGCAUGGAGGAACAACAAGUUCUUGUCGAAGCAAAACGAGAAAAUGUUCAUCUUCAGCUAGAAGCAGAGUACCGAAGUAGACUAAUGACGGUUUAUCAGGAGGUGAAAAACAAGCUGGAUUUUCAGGUCGCGUACGAAGCGAUAGAGAGGAAGUAUGCGCAGGACCAAAUGGUUCGAUGGACGCUACAGAAGGUGCAUGAAAGCAUCACCGAUGAACUUGAUUCGCAGUACGUUGACAAGUGUUUGCUUGAAUUGGAUGAAUUAUCACAGAAACGUCAAGCGAUUUAAAACUAAAACUGUAAUUCUGAUAAAAGGAUCAAAAGAUGCGCAUCAUAUACUUAUAAAAUAUAUAAUAAUACCGGUCGUCUCUA